Seminavis robusta is the source of this 3799-nucleotide messenger RNA. NCBI's taxonomy places the organism in Eukaryota, Bacillariophyta, Bacillariophyceae, Naviculales, Naviculaceae. The record is from the annotation of a GenBank genome assembly.
UGGUGGCUGUGCCGUUUCGUUGUUGUUCUCGCCUACGACUGUACCGGUACCGUAAGGUCGCGUGAGAACAAAAAAGAAGUCGCGUGUCACCGUGGUUUUUUUUAAUAAAAAAACACAGUUGGUACUGGUAAGUCCCUGUUUCUCGUGACUCGACUAAAGAUGCAUGCGAAGCCAGAAGAGAAGAUUGAAGACAGGCGGGUCACUGACGUCCAUCAUUGGAGUGAUCAAUGAUUGAGCGUAACAUCAGUUCCUUCCUUGUUCUGUGGGAGCAGUUUGUGCACCCUUAAUUGUCACUGACGACCUGCAACGAAGAAGCAACACUACAGGAAUAAGUUUGCUGAGUAGAUGGGUAGGUCCGUGGUACUAUGCAUGGCAGGUACUAGUAGCUGGCUACGGUAGCUACCGGUGGCACCAGGUAGUUGACGGGAUGUUUGUUGAGAGACCUACGAAUAAAAAUUGUGUAGCCAUGGCCGGUUGAAAAGUAUGCCUACAUGUACGUCAAUAUCUGUAGCUCUUCCAACCUGUCUCUUCAAAGAAGCUAUGCUGCGGCUGGCCUGCCUCUGCAUGUGCAAUGGGAACACUUGCGAGUAAUAGUACCGGUAUCUCAAGCCGAACAGCAGACAAACCCAAGAAGAAUCAUUAGUUAAGCCAUUCCUACCGUACUGCUUUCAUUGCUGCUACUUCGUCUGCCGGUAUUACACCGCUGAUAGGCUUCUCUAUCGCUCCGAGCGCUAGCUUGGCAUCACCCCCUUUUCGGUCGUAGGUGUGCAACGAUGUGACUAACGAACAGCUAACACCCAACUAGUCAAAGCAAGCAGCCAACCAAAAGCCCCUCAGCCGGGCAUUCGAGGACGGUGACCGGAUAGUAGUAUACUGCCUGUAGUAGUAGAUAGAAAGCCAACCAAAACUAACUGUCCUCCUGGUGGAAGAUGGAGAAAGCCUGUCAUUGACAUUUUGAAUGCCACGAUCACAUCAACUCGCGAUCACACUCAACUUUUUGUUGACGCUUGGUCGUCAUUGUCAUCAACUCCCAGAUCGUCACCCCAGGCAGUUGAGUGACACAUGUCUCAAGCCUUUGGGGGUGACCCCUUUUGGAUCCCCCUUUACAUGAGAAGCCAGGCAAAAGAUACGGCUUCUUGUUAUCUGAAACGGGGUUCGCAACAUCCUUUUGUGCUUGCAUCCCAUUGGUACAAACAGGGAUUGGUUUUGACACCCAAGGGCACGAGAAUGGAUUCGAUUCUCUUUUGUGUCCAGAACGAAGCGCCAAGCAACGAUUCCCAUCACCUUGCCUCACUGAUUGGCCACAAAACCCAACUCACCGAAUCCAAUCCAUUCAUAAAACAGAAUAGAUACAUCAACAAGGAAGAUAUUGUAAUAACCCCACCAUGUUUUCCGCAAACACUGUCCGCCACUUGGCCCGUGCCGUCGCCCGAAAUGGAGGAAAAACCGCCCUUCGAGGAGCUGCAUUGAGCACUGCUCGUUUUGCUCCUUCCGUCUUGGCUUCAUCAUCUUCAAUCCCCACCAACUUUUGCGCUCAACAACAAGUUGCGUACAAGUCCACCCAAGCUGUCGAUUUUGACCACACUGGACGAGAUGCAUAUGAUGUUUCUCGCACGGUUGAAGGCACGGAUGCCUGCUUGAAAACUGGCUUGGAUAAACUUGGAAUCACCAACCCAUCCACAUUGUACCGCAACAUGACCUACCAGCAAUUGUAUGAGCAUGAACAAAAGAAUGGAGAGGGUGUUGUCGCCCAUGCUGAAUAUGGAGACACAUUUGUGGUGGAUACUGGAAAAUACACAGGUCGCAGUCCCAAGGACCGCUGGAUUGUCUUGAACCCUGGAAGCAAGUCUGCCGAAAAUAUUGACUGGAACAAUAUUAACAUGCCCACCUCGCCUGAAGUCUUUGAUGAGCUCUAUGACAAGGCUGUGGCUCAUUUCAACACCAAGGAAAAGGCAUAUGUCUUUGAUGGAUACUGUGGAGCUCGCAAGGAUUCCUCUCGCCUCAAGGUCCGCUUUGUCCAUGAAAUGGCUUGGCAACAGCAUUUCGUAUCCAACAUGUUCAUCCGACCCGAAGAAGAAAGUGAAUUGGACGGCUUUGAUCCUGACUUUACCGUCAUCAACUGCUGCUCUCAAGUGGAUGAAGACUGGGAACGACAUGGCCUCAACUCAGAGACUGCCGUGGUCUUCAAUAUUGAAAAGAAGACCGCCGUCAUUUUUGGCACCUGGUAUGGAGGAGAAAACAAGAAGGGUAUCUUCAGUUUGAUGAACUACUUGUUGCCCAUGGCUGAAAAGCCAAUGUUCCCCAUGCAUUGCUCUGCCAAUGUUGGAAAGGAUGGAGAUGUGGCUCUGUUCUUUGGUCUCAGUGGAACUGGAAAGACCACCUUGUCAGCUGACCCCCACCGUGCUUUGAUUGGUGAUGACGAACAUGGAUGGGACGACAAGGGUGUCUUCAACUUUGAGGGAGGUUGCUAUGCCAAGACCAUUGAUCUGACCGAGAAGACCGAGCCUGAUAUCUACCGAGCAAUCCACACGGAUGCCUUGUUGGAGAAUGUCAAGAUUUUGGACGACGGAACACCCGACUACUUUGAUACCACCAAGACCGAGAAUGGACGUGUGUCCUACCCAAUCUUCCACAUUCCCAACUACCACAAGGAACAAGUUGCUGGACACCCCAACAACGUUAUUUUCCUCAGUUGCGAUGCCUUUGGUGUCCUUCCUCCCGUGGCUCGCCUGAGCUCGGGUCAAGCCAUGUACCACUUCUUGUCUGGAUACACGGCCAAGGUCGCCGGAACAGAGCGUGGAAUCACAGAACCAGUGGCCACUUUCAGUACCUGCUUUGGUGCUGCUUUCAUGACCUUGCACCCCACUGUCUACGCUGAUUUGCUCAAGGAAAAGAUGGAGACCUACGGAAGUCAGGUAUUCUUGGUCAACUCUGGUUGGGCUGGAGGUCCAUACGGCGAAGGAUCGCGCAUGUCCAUCAAGGCCACUCGAUCUUGCAUUGAUGCCAUUAUGAAUGGAUCCAUUAACGAUGCCGAGUUUGCCCCCGACCCAAUCUUUGGAUUUGAUGUGCCCAAGGCUUUGGAGGGUGUCGACCCAGCACUCUUGGACAUCAAGUCCACCUGGGCCCACCCCGAGAAGUACGACGAGACCGCCCAAAAGCUGGCGUCCAUGUACGUGGAGAACUUCAAGAAGUACGAAGGCAAGGGAUCUGUGGACUACACUCAGUACGGACCGCAAUUAUAAGCAAGCAAGCAAGGCGUGCAGCCAACAACCUUUGGACCUCUUUUCAGCUGUGUGUUUGGCUCCGCGAUGCCCACUUUUGCUUGAGAUUUGAGAAUGAUCGGGAUUAUGUACCGUUUUGCUUGACGGAUGAACGAACGAAUUGAAAGCAAAAAGUGAAGCAAAAAGAAAAAUGCGAGUUUUGUCCACUGUGCACAGAACAAUAGAGAAUGAAGCAUUUUAUGAUAAUUGAUUUUUUUACAGCCAAGGAAGCUCUUUGUUCACAUUCAGAGGAGCGUUCGCAUCUUCCUCUCUUUUGUGUCAUUGCCCAUCUUUGUGCCCGAUUCGAUUCAUGUAUCCGUUAGCUUUUUGCUUGCUUCUUCUCUCGCGCAUCAGCGUGAGCGUUGGCAUCUUCCGGCCGCUGGAGUUGCGGGGAAUCAGCUCUUGCAGCGGUUCCUUUUUGUUGGUCGCCAGCAACUUGUGUUAAUCUUCUAUUUUGAGUCAUGCUUCCAGAUUGUGUCAUUCUUCCAGAUUACGUCACCUGGUACUAAUUUCUACGUGUUUUUACGUAGAACCUUCCA